Oncorhynchus nerka (sockeye salmon) is the source of this 5630-nucleotide messenger RNA. RefSeq names its product BTB/POZ domain-containing protein KCTD5-like. Gene Ontology annotation, biological process: protein homooligomerization; proteasome-mediated ubiquitin-dependent protein catabolic process. The record is from RefSeq and is a predicted model, not a curated record. Gene Ontology annotation, cellular component: Cul3-RING ubiquitin ligase complex; cytoplasm. Bases 123 to 1040 code for a protein of 305 amino acids. NCBI's taxonomy places the organism in Eukaryota, Metazoa, Chordata, Actinopteri, Salmoniformes, Salmonidae. The transcript has 7 exons. Gene Ontology annotation, molecular function: cullin family protein binding.
CAAAGCGGUACACGGUUGUGGUAGAGGGAACAGGCGUUGUUGAAAGGGAGAGGAAGCUGAAACGGCAGUUGGUACGCAAGCUAUUGCUUUUUAACGUUGCUUGCAUCCAUUGCUAUUUCCUAAUGGCAACGGAGGAUAAAAGGACAUCUGUGCCGCAGGCUGAAUCAGAAGUCGGUUCGUUACCGACACCUCAUGGCUACAAUAACAAUAAUAACAACAACAACAAUAAUAACAAAGAUAGCGAGGGAAGCGAGAAUACGACCACGGCCACUUCGAGCGCUACCGCAUCGAGCGGGACAGGAACUCAUAGCAUCGGGAACGGCUCUGGAGUCAACCCUACAGUGGGAAAUAACGGGAAAUGGGUCCGGUUGAACGUCGGCGGCACAGUAUUCCUCACAACGCGACAUACCCUACUCAAAGAACAAACGUCCUUUCUCUAUCGGCUCUGUCAACACCAGGACUUACAUUCGGACACGGACGAGACAGGGGCCUAUGUGAUAGACAGAGACCCCACCUACUUCGGCCCCAUCCUUAACUACCUGCGACACGGCAAACUGGUCUACAACAAGGAGCUGGCUGAAGAAGGUGUGUUGGAGGAGGCUGAGUUCUACAACAUCACUCCUCUGAUAAAACUGAUCAAGGAGAGGAUCCUGGAGCGGGACUGUAAAGUCACACAGCAGGUGCCUCCUAAACAUGUGUACCGGGUGCUGCAGUGCCAGGAGGAGGAACUGACCCAGAUGGUUUCCACCAUGUCAGACGGCUGGAAGUUUGAGCAGGUCAGCGUGCGCACCUGCAGAAAGCCCCGCACCGGACUGCUCUGGACUAUGGUAAACAUUGGUUCGUCGUAUAGCUAUGGGACAGAGGACCAGGCAGAGUUUCUGUGUGUGGUGUCCAAGGAGCUACACACACCUGGCUCAGGCCUGGGCACCGAACAGAGCCACAAGACCAAGGCUUCAGAGGUGCAGCAGCAGAAAGGAGCGCAUGAUGAGGUGGAGGGAAGAGAGAGAAAUACCACCCCGAAUGAGUGGAUAAGGGAAUGACAGUCUUGUGUCAGUUUUCCAAAGACGUGAAUGGCUUUUUCAGAUCCAUGGAACCCGGAUGUACUAGAGAGAAUUGUACUGUUUUAGCUUGACAUUUCAUUUUGUGUGUGUUGACAUAUGUUUUAUCAUUGUUGUUGCUUCUGGAGAAAAAAACCCAGAAGUGCUCAAACAUUAUUUUCAAAGAUUAUCGAAGUGUCCCGCUCACCAGCAGCAAAACACCAACAUUUCAGAGAUUAUCGAAGUGUCCCGCUCACCAGCAGCAAAACACCAACAUUUCAAAGUGUGUAGAGAUAUGUAAAAAAAAAAAAAAAAAAAUGUUUUAUUUAUUUAUUAUCAUCUAUAAUUUUUUAAAUGUAUUUUAGUUCCAAUCACUUAAGCCAUGGAAGUUAGUGAAUCUUAGUAAAAUAGAUUUGACCAAAGACAAUGAUUAAAAGCACUGCAAAUCAAUGUGCUCAUCCAAAUGUGAAAAAUGGUAUGAAAUAUGUGGAAUCUGACUCAUAAGUAAAUUGUUGUUGUUUACAGUAGUUCUGACUUGUCUGAUGCUUGAUACAGUAGUGAGACCUGGGCCUGAGCCAGUGAUGUGGCAAUGUCCUGUCUCUGAUACUGCUCUGCUGCAGUAGAGAUUGACAGUGAGACUCACACAGAAAGACAGACAGAUGUCAACUAACUGGCCACAGUCAGCACCACAAAAAAACUCUUCCCCCUUACACACACUCCCUUACGCUCUCUCACAGACACGCGCACGCACACAGUCUUGUAUAAUUAACUUUGUUUGGACACACAAUUCAGUCCCAUUCAAAAUCCUAUUUUUCCUAACCUUAAGUAUAGUUAAACACGUCCACACACACACACAUCUUUCACUCACUCACUCACUCACUCACUCACUCACUCACUCACUCACUCACUCACUCACUCACUCACUCACUCACACACACAUACCCAUAGUAGUGCUUCCUGUCGGGACAUGUGUGUUCCCUGAGGCAUGUGCAUGCUCAGCAGAGCAGAGCUCUCAGCCUGUCGCCCUGGCCUGGCUCCAGUGUGACUCUAGGCACUGGCAGGAUAAAGAAGAGAAAGGUGCUGAAAGAGGUCUGUGUCUGAAGUGGCACCUUAUUCCCUACAUAGUGCACUACUCUGGUCAAGAGUACUGCACUAUAUAUGGAAUAGGGUGCCAUUUUGGAUGCAUCCCUGUUCUCUGCUCAUGUUGUAAUGACAGGCCCUUGCACCUCGAGGCCAGGAUGUUGUCAUUACACUUUUAGCUAGGACUAUGGCACAAAUAUUGUUAAAGAAUUUCAUUUUUUUGUAUGUAUUUCACUGUAAAUGAGUAGAAAGGAGAUAAGAUAAGACCUUGUCAAAGGCAUCAUGCACUUAGAACAGAAAAUUGUUGCAACUGAAUUAUUAGAAGGUUUUGUCACUGGCCAUUAUCACCUCCGAGCCCCUGCAGCCCAAUAUUGUCACUGUCAGUAGAGGCAGCCUGUCUCUGCAACCUUCAAAUACUGCAAAUAUACUCAUUCUAGUCUCUGCUUGUCAACAUACCCACAGAUCACCAUUUGAGUUGAUUUCAGUUAAAAGCUUUCAUGGAGGCAAUAUUGCGUUUUUGUGCAUGUGCAUUGUGAAUAUAACGUUUGGCUUUGGUCAUCAAAAAAAGAGCAUAGCAUAUGGAUUAAGAUCACUUAAUUGGUAAAUUGCACAUAAGGUCCAACCAAAAUUUGACAUCUGCUUUUAACCCAACUCAUCCAAAGCAUACAUAUCCAGGUUUUUUUAGAGCAGUGUGUGGGCACUUCCAAACUGUGUGCUGUUGUUGUGGUGGGUUAAGUGCCUUGCUCAAAGGCAGGCAGUGGCAUCUAGGAUUUGAUACCAGCAACCCUCAUGUUGCCAGCUCACUUCGCACAAGAUGUUUACCGUCAGACACACUUCAAGUUGCUGGCUCGCCUCCCUAACUGCUAGGCUACCUCUCUAACCGCGAGGCUUGGGUGCCUUGAUUUCAAGCAAAAACAACACAAUAUAGGCAUGUACAAAGUCUCUGGGAAAAUUAGUUUGAGUCAGUCAAUGGACUGCAAAAUUACUAUACUACAUUUCUUUUGUACAUGUGUUUUGGUUAUUUAUUUUCAUGACAUGUUAAUUGCAUGUUUUUUUCAGAAUCAUGAUUACUGCUGUAAAAUAUUUUUUACAACCAAGCUUAUCUUGUAUUUCUCCUGUUUUUAAGUGUCAUUGUUUAAAACAAUGUAUUCUAUGUCUAGCCAUGUGCCAGGCAUUGACCUCAUGUUUUGGUGGUUUUGCAUCAGAAGAUGUCCCCCUUCUAGUUUGUAGCCUUAGCUCAAACUGUUUGUACUUUUCCAAGACAUCAGAACUUGAGCUGAAAAUCUGGUAUUCCUCAGCAUGUUUAAAAAAAAAAAAGUUCUACUCAUCCAUGAGCAUGACAGAUUUGAUCUAUUUAUAUAUAUAUAUAUACGUGUAUGUAUACAGUACCAGUCAAAAGUUUGGACACCUACUCAUUCAAGGGUUUUUCUUUAUUUUUACUGUUUUCAACAUUGUGGAAUAAUAGUGAAGACAUCAAAACUAUGAAAUAACAUAUAUAUGGAAUCAUGUAGUAACCAAAAAAGUGUUAAACAAAUCAAAAUAUAUUUUAUAUUUCAGAUUCUUCAAAGUAGCCACCCUUUGCGUUGAUGACAGCUUUGCACACUCUUGGCAUUCUCUCAAUCAGCUUUUCCAACAGUCUUGAAGGAGUUCACUCUGCAAUCCAACUCAUCCCAAACCAUCUCAAUUGGGUUGAGGUUUGGGUGAUUGUGGAGGCCAGGUCAUCUGAUGCAGCACUCCAUCACUCUCCUUCUUCGUCAAAUAGUCCUUACACAGCCUGGAGGUGUGUUGGGUUAUUGUCCUGUUGAAAAACAAAUGAUAGUCCCAUUAAGCUCAAACCAGAUGGGAUGGUGUAUCUUCUGCAGAAUGCUGUGGUAGCCAUGCUGGUUAAUAACCUCUUGGAACUACCCAUCCCGAAUCUGGGAGAAUUGUCAUCAACUACACUAAUUAGCUUAGCGCAACGGUCAAAAAAUAUUACUAGAAAAUAUUCAUAUUCAUGAAAUCACAAGUGAAAUAUAGCGAAACACAGCUUAGCCUUUUGUUAAUCACCCUGUCAUCUCAGAUUUUGAAAUUAUGCUUUACAGCCAAAGCAAGACAAGCGUUUGUGUAAGUUUAUCGAUAGCCUAGCAUAGCAUUAUGUCCAGCUAGCAGCAGGAAGCUUGGUCACGAAAAUCAGAAAAGCAAUCAAAUGAAUCGUUUACCUUUGAUGAUCUUCAGAUGUUUUCACUCACGAGACUCCCAGUUAGACAGCAAAUGUUUCUUUUUUUCCAUAAAGAUGAUUUUAUACCCAAAAUACCUCCGUUUGUUGGUCACGUUAUGUUGAGAAAUCCACUGGAAAUAGCGGUAACGACAACGACAAAAAAAAGAAAAUCCAAAUUAUAUCCAUAAUAUCGACAGAAACAUGGCAAACGUUUUUUCUUAUCAAUCAAUCUUCUUAUUGGUGUUCUUUCUUUCCAGAAAUUCCACCAUCAAGGCCUGAUUCACACAGUCUCUGAACAGUUGAUGUUGAGAUGUGUCUGUUACUUGAACUCUGUGAUGCAUUUAUUUGGGCUGCAAUUUCAGAUGCUGGUAACUCUAAUGAACUUAUCGUCUACAGCAGAGGUAACUCUGGGUCUUCCUUUCCUAUGACGGUCCUCAUGAGAGCCAGUUUCAUCAUAGCGCUUAAAGGUUUUUGGGAAGUGUUCUGCAUUGACUGACCUUCAUGUCUUAAAGUAAUGAUGGACUGUCGUUUCUCUUUGCUUAUUUGAGCUGUUCUUUUACCAAAUAGGUAAUUAAAUAGGUAAUAAAUAGGUAACUAAUUCAUGAAGUUGUUUGAGAGAAUGCCAAGAGUGAGCAAAGCUGUCAUCAAGGCAAAGGGUGGCUACUUUGAAGAAUCUCGAAUAUAAAAUAUAUUUUGAUUUGUUUAUCAUGUUUUUGGUUACUACAUGAUUCCAUAUGUUCAUAGUUAUAAUGUCUUCACUAUUAUUCUACAAUGUAGAACAUAGUAUAAAUAAAGAUAAACCCUUGAAUGAGUAAGUUAGAUUUGUCCCAACUUUUGUCUGGUACUGUAUAUGGGUUUCACUGUAGUUAAUCUCAUUAACUUGUUCCCGGACAAUAGAUCAGAAGGGAUUUUUUUUAUUAGGCAUCUAAUGCUGUUACAAUAGCCAGGGUUGAUUUGCUUUACAAUACAUUAUCUUUAUACAGAUGUUUUUUAUGGGUAUAACUGUAAUAGCAGUCAUGCUAUAUUCUUUAUUUUUUAUUUUUAAGAAUCUAAACAAUGUAAAUAUGUGUUAGACAAUUGUGCAUAGUCAUUUAUAAAUCACUAUAGAAAAUCAUUGAGAGUGAGAACUUCCUUCCUACCCCCUUUAACUAAAGCUUCAAUAUACACAGAUACACCCCCAUAACUUCUCAGACAUCAGUGACAUGGGAAUUGUAAUGCCUCAAUAUACUGUAACAGGCUCAAUGAAACAUGCUGUACAGGAAUGAUUCCUACAACUGUCAAAUAUAAUCACAUAAAUAAAUACAGUUUCAAUGUCA